Molecule: messenger RNA, 1685 nt
Organism: Paramuricea clavata
Lineage: Eukaryota; Metazoa; Cnidaria; Anthozoa; Malacalcyonacea; Plexauridae
Source: the annotation of a GenBank genome assembly
AUGGCGGACUCUGUGGAAGCUUUUUUGCUAGAUUUACCAGCUCUUUUGGAGCAGGCAGAAAGACACAUUCAUAACGAUAAUAUGAAUAUUGUCGAAUAUUUAAAGCGACGUCUUCAUGAUUACUAUACAGCAUUAAGUAUUAUCGUCAUGCAUUGUAUCGAACAAAAUAUUUGCAACGAAAUUGUCGGGAUGUUGCGAGAGAUUCUUCACACACUGUUCGCUAUAGUCUUGAACGUUACAAUGAACUUUGUGAUUUCAAUUUUGAUGGUGACGAUGCAUCCGAGAUUUCUUCAAACCUAUCGUUUUCGGAGGAACGUACACAUGAACCGGGCAGGCCUAGAAUAAAUGUUUCUCCUGAUACUUUAGUGGAUUUAUACAACCUCCAUAAUUCCUGGAGUAUUGUUUCCAGACAAACUGGCGUGUCAUAUAGAACGCUUUUGCGACGAAGACGUGAGUAUGGGUUGCAGGUUGCGAAUACGGUUGGUCCACGAAAUACUUACACUGAAAUUGGUGAAGAACAACUUUGCAAUGCAGUGCGAGAUAUUUUAAGAACUAUUCCUGAUGCUGGAGAAACGUACGUCAUUGGUGCACUGAGGAGUCGGGGCAUCCACAUACAGAGGUGGCGUGUUCGUAAUGCAAUCCAGACUGUAGAUCCUAUCAGUCGAGCUUUAAGACGUACUUUUGCAGUUGUAAGACGAGUAUACAAUGUUCGAUGCCCCAAUGCGUUGUGGUGAGUAAGCAUGCACUAAUCUAUUUGCGGUGUUAUUAUGUGAAUAUGUGUUAUAAGAAUACUAUUUCAUGUGACAAUGACUUGUGCCAAUACUAAUUUGCUUGUAGAAUACUGGUAUAAUAUCAUGCCUUUUAAAUUCAACAGGCACAUAGAUGGUCACCACAAGUUGAUAAGAUGGAGGUGUGUUAUCCAUGGAGGCAUCGAUGGGUUUAGCAGGUGCAUAGUAUUUCUCAGAUGCUCGAACAACAAUAAAGCGGACACUGUCCUUUCAUUAUUCAUAAAUGGAGUGAGAAAUUUUGGUUUACCAUCUAGAGUUCGAUCAGAUUAUGGAACAGAAAAUUAUUUUGUUGCAAGGUACAUGUUAGAACAUCCUGCUCGAGGCGUCAAUAGAGGCAGCAUGAUUACAGGGAGGAGUGUCCAUAACCAGCGGAUUGAGAGACUAUGGCUGGAAGUAAAAAAGCUCGUUGUAACAUACUAUAGAAACAUUUUUUAUUAUUUGGAGCAGUGUCAGUUAUUCGAUCCACUAGAUGAAAUUGCUAUGUAUAGCACAUUGCAUUACGUUUAUUGCCCACGUAUUAACCGGGCCUUAGCUGAAUUGAUGAACAGUUGGAACAAUCACCCAAUGAGUACCAUGAAUAAUCGCUCACCCUUGCAACUUUGGCAUUCUGGCUUUCAUGCAGCAAACACCAACUACUCAGAAGUUCAAGGUGUUCUUGACGAUACUAACCAAGAUUGGGAUGAAUACGGCAUUGAUGGAGAUGGACCAAUUCCUGAAAUCGAUGCCGAUGAUGUUGUUGAAGUGCCAGAAACACAUUUAACACUCACCGAAGCACAGCUGAAUCAACUGCAGAUGUUGGUUGAUCCUUUGGCUAAUGAUGAUAAUCAUGGCAUAAAUUUAUAUAACAUGACAAUAGGAAUUUUUAGAGACUGGUCUGGUUCUGAUUUGGGGGUGUAA